Molecule: messenger RNA, 588 nt
Organism: Galeopterus variegatus (Sunda flying lemur)
Lineage: Eukaryota; Metazoa; Chordata; Mammalia; Dermoptera; Cynocephalidae
Product: splicing factor 3A subunit 2-like
Exons: 5
Coding region: 1-588 (195 amino acids)
Source: RefSeq, a predicted model, not a curated record
AUGAGCAUUGCCACCCACCCAGCCUCUCACAUAUCUGUCCAUACACCCAUCCACCCAUCCACUCAUCCACUCAUCCAUCCAUCCACCCAUCCACUCAUCCACCCACCCAUCCACCCAUCCACCCAUCCACCCAUCCACCCAUCCAUCCAUCCAUCCAUCCACCCAUCCCCAUCCACCCAUCCAUUCAUCCAUCCAUCCACCCAUCCAUCCAUCCACUCAUCCACUCAUCCAUCCACACAUCCACCCAUCCACCCAUCCACCCAUCCAUUCAUCCAUCCAUCCCCCAUCCAUUCAUCCAUCCACCCAUCCAUUCAUCCAUCCAUCCACCCAUCCAUCCAUCCAUCCACCCAUCCACCCAUCCACCCAUCCACUCAUCCAUCCACUCAUCCAUCCGAUGCCCAGCUAGCCUCUGCCAGAGCAGGGGUGACCAUGGAGCAGCAGAAAGCGCCCUGUACCUGGACUUUAAUGGGCCUGAAGCAAAGCCCCGGCUCACGAAGCAGCCAGCAGCUCUCCACCUUCUGGAUGCACAGGAGUUUGUCCAUCCUGGCCCUGUGCCUGGACCAGGUCACUGACCAGUCUGACCAGUGA